Molecule: messenger RNA, 2246 nt
Organism: Limanda limanda (common dab)
Lineage: Eukaryota; Metazoa; Chordata; Actinopteri; Pleuronectiformes; Pleuronectidae
Gene: gsk3ab
Product: glycogen synthase kinase 3 alpha b
Exons: 10
Coding region: 169-1491 (440 amino acids)
Biological process (GO): negative regulation of TOR signaling; extrinsic apoptotic signaling pathway in absence of ligand; insulin receptor signaling pathway
Cellular component (GO): axon; cytoplasm; cytosol
Molecular function (GO): protein serine/threonine kinase activity; ATP binding
Source: RefSeq, a predicted model, not a curated record
UCGCUGUACAGAGGAAGAAAGGGGGAGACGGGCAGCCCCGUACAGAACGGCUGUAAGUGUAGUUUUUAUUCGUAUGAAGCCCUAGAAGACCUCCAGACAGAGCUCCAGUCUGCGCGGGCCUGGUCGCCACUCACCCUCCACCUCGCCCCGGCUUUAGUUGUCCCAGAUAUGAGCGGCAGCGGGCGGGCCAGGGCCAGCUCCUUCGCCGAGCCUCCCGGAGCUCCCGGAUCCGCUGCAGCCGGCGCCGGAGCAGCAGUAGCCGGGGGAAGCUCGACAGGAAAAACUGGGGCUCCGCAAGCCACUGGGAGCAGCUCGACGAGCUUUGGCAAUCUGAAACUGCCCAGAGACAGUGGCAAAGUGACGACGGUGGUAGCUACACCGGGCCAGGGCCCCGAUCGCCCUCAGGAAGUGUCCUACACAGACAUAAAGGUUAUAGGAAAUGGCUCCUUUGGCGUCGUCUACCAAGCUCGCCUCAUUGACAGCCAGGAGAUGGUGGCUAUUAAGAAAGUUCUCCAAGACAAGAGGUUUAAGAAUAGGGAGCUGCAAAUAAUGAGGAAAUUGGACCACUGCAAUAUUGUGAGGCUACGUUACUUCUUCUACUCCAGUGGCGAGAAGAAAGAUGAAGUGUAUUUGAAUCUGGUGCUGGACUACGUGCCAGAGACAGUGUACAGGGUGGCUCGGCACUUCAACAAGGCCAAGACCACCAUCCCCAUCAUCUAUGUUAAGGUGUACAUGUACCAGCUGUUCCGCAGUCUGGCUUAUAUCCAUUCCCAGGGUGUGUGUCACAGAGACAUCAAGCCCCAGAACCUCCUGGUGGACCCGGAGACGGCCAUCCUCAAACUCUGUGACUUUGGCAGUGCUAAGCAGCUAGUUCGCGGGGAGCCCAAUGUAUCCUAUAUCUGCUCACGGUACUAUCGUGCCCCAGAGCUCAUCUUUGGUGCCACCGACUACACGUCCAACAUUGACAUCUGGUCGGCGGGCUGCGUGCUGGCUGAGCUGCUGCUGGGCCAGCCCAUCUUCCCCGGGGAUAGUGGUGUGGACCAGCUAGUAGAGAUCAUCAAGGUUCUGGGGACACCAACAAGGGAGCAAAUCCGGGAGAUGAACCCGAACUACACAGAGUUCAAAUUCCCACAAAUCAAAGCACACCCUUGGACAAAGGUGUUUAAGCCUCGUACUCCACCAGAGGCCAUUGCCCUCUGCUCUCGACUGCUGGAAUACACGCCAGUGACUAGACUCUCUCCUCUGGAGGCAUGUGCACACGCCUUCUUUGAUGAGCUGCGCCAGCCCAACACCCGUCUGCCCAGCGGACGAGAACUGCCGCUCCUCUUCAACUUCAGUCCUGUUGAGCUGUCUAUUCAGCCCCAGUUGAACUCCACACUCAUUCCUCCUCACGCUCGUGCACAGACAUCGCCUGCCUCACAUGAGGGCAGUGUCCCAGACAGUACCGCCCAGCCCAGCUCAGCACCUGGAUCCAUCAACAACAGCACCUGAGCAUCUCUGUCAUCUUUUUUUUUUUUGCUCUUGCCCCUUUUUCCUUUUCUCAUCUCUGCUCCUCUCCCUCUCAACCUUCGUCCUGGCUCCAAACCCUUCAAAUACAAAAAAAAAAAACUAUACAGACCCACAUCAACAACCUGCGUUGCUAUUUACCCUGAAUGUUAUCCAUUUCCAAUAGAAGGAGAUUUCCAUGGCUGCUGCGAGCUUUAGGACGAUAUGCGUUUUUCUAAGGACAGUAAAGUAGCCACGCUAAAUAAGCUGCUAAUUAGCUGCUGUUCUCAGUCCUUGUCUGGCCUAUUAGAAUAAAUACACAUUACAAUGGUUGGGAUGUUUGGGAGAUGAGGAGGAAGGUUGUACAUGUUGGUUGGAUUAUCUGUAUUAUAAUUGACAGUUGACUUUUAUCCCUUUUUUGCUCUUUAUUUUUAUUCGUAUAAGCUCAUUUUAAGUGUGGACGGGGUCGUGACUGGCUUUGGAGUAGAGAAUGAGGCCGUGUGUAAGGCCUGACUGAUAUUGACAAUCAUCUUAGCAGGGUUGAAAAAUGUCAGACUUGUAGACGAGUAGCGGUUCCGUCCUUUUCCACCCUGAACUCUACUCAAAUAUGAUCAGUUCACUAAUGUUAUUUUUAAUCUCCCAGUUUGAUACCAGACGUAACAUAUUGGCUGAUUUUUGUCCAUGUCAUUUUAGAUGAGAGGUGGUUUUAAAUUUUAUUAUAAAGCAGGGCACCGCAGCCCGUCUUACUGUUUCAUUUUGAA